Lytechinus variegatus (green sea urchin) is the source of this 13209-nucleotide messenger RNA. RefSeq names its product ikaros family zinc finger protein-like. NCBI's taxonomy places the organism in Eukaryota, Metazoa, Echinodermata, Echinoidea, Temnopleuroida, Toxopneustidae. Gene Ontology annotation, biological process: regulation of transcription by RNA polymerase II. The transcript has 2 exons. The record is from RefSeq and is a predicted model, not a curated record. The coding region runs from base 134 to 2227 and encodes 697 amino acids. Gene Ontology annotation, molecular function: RNA polymerase II cis-regulatory region sequence-specific DNA binding; DNA-binding transcription factor activity.
ACUCUGUUUGUAUCUUAUGCAGAUGUCCACCAAAUUUAAUGUGCCAAAGCUGUUCUCCUAUUAUGCUGAUGAAUUUGAAGAAUUAUCAUUACAAUCUCUGUUUCCAAGGAAAGUGUGAAGAAGUAGAUCAUGAAUGGCUGACAAAGAAGGAUUGCAAACAGUUGGGUCAUCCCGAAGUAGCUCUAGUCAUUCCAGUCUUGGUGAGGAUUCCACAGGAACACCACCUCCAGAAGAACAACAGAAUACCUCUCCUGGUGUAAGCCCUCGUAAGCCAAGUCAAGGGUACCAGUGCCAACUCUGUACGUUUAUUGCGUCCACACAAGCUGCUUUCGAUGAACAUAUGAACAUUCAUACAGGUUCGCGCCCAUACCAGUGUUUAGAGUGCGGCUUCAGUUGUUCAUUACAUAGUACGUUACAGCAGCAUCUGGCAGUCCACAGGGUCGACAUGACGAGUUCCAUCUUAAUUGAUCGUCGCAUGCCAGACAUUAAUAAAGUAAGAGACCUGCCCCCGCCCCUCAUGCCGGAAGUGAGUCGAGGCAUUCCCUUGCAUGUAUCUACCUCAGGUCCCCCUCCAACCAUGGAAGGUCUCAACUCCUUAAGCGCCCUUUCACCAUUUUCUGAACAUGGACGAGUGUACCAGUGUAAGCUGUGUACACACAUUUCUCCUACCAAGACACACUUAAAUGAGCACAUGAAUGUUCAUUCAGGGAAGAAGCCCUACAAGUGCCUGGUUUGUGGCUUCAGCAGUGCCUUCCGAAGCAGCCUAAUGAGGCACUUGAUCGUCCACACUGGCACCAGUAAGCAGUUCAAGUGUGACCAGUGCCACUACCAGACACCCUACAAAUGCAACCUUCAAGCGCAUCGUCGUAAGCGCCAUAAUAAUGUUGAUGUCAAUGGGGCACCGUUGCCACCAUUGUCCAUGACGGAAGAUAGCUCGCCGCCUUUCAGUGCUCAAAAUAAUAUCUCCUCACCUUCAGACGAAGGGCUGUACAAGGCCCCUCUCUAUACCAGUGAAGGCAAACCAGUCUUAGAUACCUCAGGAAGUUUUGAUAAUGGCCCCCCUUCUUUAUCUCAUGCAUUGUCCAUGCAGGAAAAUAACCCCUAUGAUGGCUCAGACAAUAGCAUAAGGGAAGUGGAGAUGGGCAAUGGCAAGAUUGUAAAACAUUCAAAUAUUUCUCUACCUCAUUCAGAAAUAGCCUCCUCAGACACACUAAGUCCCCAGAAGGCAAGUCCAGGAUCAAGUACGGGUCAACCUCAGGAAAUGCCAUCCCAGGAAACACCGGACCUCCCGGGCAACCCCUCACCACAUCUACCUUCCCGGGAUGUCCAUGAAAGCGAUAGCAACCAUAGUGCCCCUUCUAGAUCAGGUAACAUCACUCCUGGCUCUCUGGUGGGUAGCAUGGUCAAUAAUACAAUGAACUCUGUCAUUUCAAAUACAUCUAUAUCUCCUCAACCUCUUCAUCCCAACGAAAAUGCGCCUCAUUGGGCCAACUUUCCAAUCUUUAGACGUAAGAAGGAGGGCGGUGCCAGGAAGCGGAAGAGGACACCCUUUCCAAAGAGGGAGCUGGUUAUGUCACCAGAACAAGAGCAUGGUACAGAGCUCUGGAUUGAUACCAGGUCUGAUGUACCCAACACAGAAGGUCAUGUAGCAGCAGCAUAUGCCAGUGAAGCUAAUCACCCUCUUGGAGUCAAAGCAGAAGGGGUCAUGCCUGCAUUCCAUCACCAGGCAAUGGUCAAUGGUGUUGACGUGCCGGGCUCUCCACAUGACCACAACAUGUACAAGUAUCCUCAUGGAGUUGGCCAGAAUCUGAGAUCCCCUGGUGAUGUGACACCAGACUCAGAUGAAAACUCUGGUCACACGCAGAGGUACUUCAAGCAAGGAAUUUAUGAAGGUGAAGCGGUGACCAACAAUGGUGAAAUAUCUACCUCUGGCCCACAGGCGGCAGACAAGGGCAACAAGAGUAGCAGCAGUAGCGGUGGUGAAGAAGAUGGCAAGAUCGACAGCCAAGCACAGACGGAAUGGAUGGGAGGUGAUCCAGUGGGCAUCCCUCACCAGGCUGUCAAAUGUCCUCACUGCGAGACCUUCUUUACCGAUCAUGUCAUCUUUACUCUGCACAUGAGCUGUCAUGGCACAAGGCAUCCUUUCCAGUGCAGCAUAUGUGGCUACGUCUGUCGGGACAAGAUAGAGUUCACUUGUCACGUGACUCGAAGCCAACAUGUCAGGUAAUGCUUUCAAGCCAUGAAAUAUCUAAAAUAUUACUUUGUUACUUUUAAGUAGGUGUUGGAGCUUUGAACUUAAAACAUUUUUUGAUGCGGGUGCAAAAUAUAUGAAAUAUAAGUGUUUUUGACUAUUAUGUGUCGAAAUGUUCCAUGUUAUACUUAUAGCGCAAGCUUAUUUGUCAAACUGCAAUUACUGUCUAUUUUAUCAUGUAAAAUGUGUAUUAUCAAGUGUAUUGAAAUCAUUCGAGACAAAAAAUCAACAAGUGCUUGCAUUUUAUUUUGUUCAAGCAAAGUCUUAUCAGGAGAACCACUGUUAUAGUUUUAUACUUUUAUAUCCAAUGAGAAUAUUUCUUAUGUGCACUACACAUAUACAUUUAUAUGCCAAGUACCUAGAGAUAACAAAAAUCAUAGCUGGAUUUAUUUCCUCAAAUCAGUAAGUAUAUAUCUAUUUUGGGCCUGUUUCAGGCUUUCAUAUUUGUGAUUUUUAAGUCAGGAUUUCAUAAUACGUAUUGUAAAUUUUGUAACAUUUAUUAUUGUUAUUAUACCUCAUUGUAGUAGUGAUGAUUAGUAGAUUAUAUUGUAGAUAUGAUACUCUAAUAUUUACCAACCCUUAUGGGGGGUUUUCCGUCGAAUGUCUUUUCAUCAUCGUGUGAGUUCACACUACCAAGUAUUAUAGAAUGUAUGAUCCUCAAAACCUUUCAACCUCAAAUGUGAUAACAACAACUCACAAACCUCAAAAUGGAAGUCAAACAUUACAGUAUCAUACAGCCAAAGUUGCCCUUUUCUUCUGUCAGUAGAUUAAGAAUAUCUUUAAAUAUUAAUUCAUUUAUAAAGUUUUGGCUAUUAUAUAAAAGAAUAGUGAACUCCCAUUCCUUCCCAAUUUAAAUCCUGUCCUUAUCACAGAAAAAAAAUUAAGCAGAUGAAUGAUCUAAAACCGCUGUAAAUCAAGCCAAAAUAUGCAAUUCACAAACCUUUAUUUACUAAACCUAUCCCUUUCUUGUAUACUUUUGUAAGCAACCCGAUAACCCUAGUGCAUGCCAGAGGCUUGCCAGACAUAGCAACCAACAAGUAAUGCGAACUAGAUAUCAGUUUACCAUUUAUGGUAUAUAUAUAUUUUGGGUUAGUCCAUAGAAAUUAGAUAUUCAUAAAUUUGAACAAGCUUAGCAAACCUGUUUAUUGAGCAAUCAAAUCACAGGAGUACCUGUAAAUUACUACGCAUUAGCUCCAUUUCUGGUUUUGUGUUUUGCACAUUAACUGUGAUCUUUAAUAGGUUUACUUAUUUUCUGUUUUUUCUCCCAUCUCUGCCUCCCUCGAUCUCUUGCUGUCCUUUCUCUCUCCUGCUCACCGUUCCAUGAGCCAAGAGAUUGCGACAAUCAGCAGCAAUCCUGAGUCUUCUUGCUUCCCUGCUUACUCUAAUUUCAUGUCCUAAAUUUAGUGUUGUAUAGAUUGCCUCAUCAUGCAUACAUUGCUACACAAUCCCUCACUGAGCCACCAUGAAUGUAUGCAUACAUAAUAUUAAGAUGAGAUAAACAUUUCUUCUAAUGCUUUGCCAUAAUCCUUCUCUCCCAUAAUCUGAUCCCUCAACCUAAUUCUUCAAAUUGUACUUCAUCAGCAGUGCCAGAUGAAGGAGAUACUUUUCUCAUCAAAAUGCAUAAGUCUUGAAUCUGAGCGAUGAAGCUGUUUCAUUGCUCAGGACUGCUCACUCACAAUUCCUCUUGGAAACAUGGUUGUUUUAUGAGCAGCCCUUUUACACAUGCUCUAUUUUUUUUCACACAAUAUGAUCCCCUAUCAUAAUGCAAUGUGUUUUUUGUGUCAGGCUUUGGCCCCUUCUUCUCACUUGUUCAUGUUUAUAUACUUGGGCUUUUUACUCUGGAGGAAAUGGACAGUCAUAAUAGCAAGGUCAUGUACAGGGGAUAGUUAUAAAUUUAGCUCUGCUUGCUUCACAGGGGCUCCUUUUACACCAAGUUCAUAUCCUGCCUGCCUGAUGAUUCAAUGUCCUUGCUCCUGACAUACUUCUUUCCUUCUCAUUCCAUCCUCUUCCCUUUUUGUCUCUUUUCUUAACGAUACUUCAGACCAAAUUGAGAAUAUUUAUCAGGAUUUAAUUCCACCACUAAUAACUGCCCCCACACUUCCAAAUUCAGAUCACUAAGACAUGUCAUUUAAAUGGGAUACAGGGUAUAGUAUCAAGCAUUAAGUACUUCAACUAAAGAAUUGUUACAAGUUGAAAAGUAAAGGAACUCUUUCCCUUCAGAAUAUAAGGAGAUGGGGGUAGGUAUCAUCUAACUGAACGAAUGAAAUCUUUAAUUCUUUAGCCAGGUUCUAAGUCCAUCCCUGAUCAGUGCUAGCCAAAGAGCUUAUUUGCAGUGAAGACGCAAUUGGCUCAGGUUGUUCAUGAAUAAUAUCCUGGUUCGUUUAGACCUUAUAAACGUCAUCUUUGAAUCAGAAGCUGUGGCUACUAUACCAGCUGGAGUGAGAAUAAGAGUCCAGAUUCGUGAAACUUUGAUUGUGCUUCUCAAGUCAUCGAUCAGUCUUGAAUUGAUCUCUGGCAAACUGUCUGCCAAAAAAAAAUGAGAAAAGUAAUCCUUUUCCUUUUCUCCUUCCACUCAAUAUAUUUUUACCCCUCAUCUUCCCUCUCCACCCCUCUCUGAAAAUUUCUACCCACCCCAACUCCCUUUCUUCUUGUUGUUUACAUGUUGCACUCUGCAUUUAAAGACAGCUUUGUUGAUCAUAUUUCUUAAAAGUCAUUUUACCAGUUUCACACAUUGCACAGGCAAGCAGGUCACACACACACAUGCUUCAUGUUUAUAAUUUUGCAUCCUUUUAGAACUUGUCUGUUAUAGCAACAAGUUAACAACUACCAAAAUAACGAGCUUUGCACCAUUUAAUGAAACUCCGCAGCCCUGACAAAAUGUAGUUCUCUAUAACAGCUACUCUAGUAACAAGUCAGUGAUAGAUUUUUUUCACCUGUCGCCACUUUAAAAUGAAUUCUUUCUUUUUCCUCACACAAUUGAUAAUCUUUUUCUUUUGAAUAUCUACUGCUCUAUAAUAGUGUACAUGUAAAGGAAUUAGGGGAAUGCGUGAAGGUAAUAAAAAAUAUUUAAUAAAAUCACAUUUUAUUACAACUAUCACAUAGCCCUUGUCACCAACACAAGUCACAGUGAAUCAUUGACUGUAAUGGGGAAGAUAAAAUGGUUAGCUGAAAUGAAAGUCCAUUGUUGUGUAUUGAGUUCUUAAAAGAAACAGUGAUUAACCCCCUUACUAACAAUGUCUAAUUUUACCUGAUAAGUUCUAACAGAAUUUUCGCAUUCUAUAUUGUUUCCAUCGAACCAACUCCCUCUUUCCUUACGUGAUUAGUGCGAUACACUGUUGAUCAGAUUGUCUUGCAUUAAUUUGUAAAAGAUGUACAUUUUGAAAAAUCUCAGGCUGCAAGAAACUGAAAUAUACAUGAAUAAAAGAUUUCUAGCUCACUUGGUCACUCGCAGGACUGGUAUUAAAAUCAAGAUCCCAAUCAAGAAUUAAACAAAUAAAGUGAUUACGGGUACUUGUUUGUGGGUCUUGGUGAAUAUCAUGCUUUUGUCAUGUUAGUCAAUACUUAUUCUGAAAUUUCUCAAAAUAACUUCCCGUUUGUGAUAUCUAUCAAUAAUUAUGUUGUUUCCUCUAAAUUUCAUUGAUUAGAUAACAUUUUGACAUGAAUCCCGACUCAUGUUCAAGACAUAAGACGGCUGGUAAGCUAAUUUGAUACUAUUUUGACCAUAUUGCAUAUUCUAUGGGAAACAGGAAAUAACAUUCAUUGUCUGAGAACUUUGAAUGAUUAAAAGGAGACACUGUACAUGUUUUGUGUAUUAUAGAACUUGUAAAAAAAAUAAUAAGUAACUGAAUUUGAAUGGCUCUGUUUCCCAUUUACUUGUCUUUUUUUUCGCUCUCUCUUCUUAGCUGCAUUUCAAUUUUUUAUUCAGAAAUAAUUCUUUAUGCUGCAUGCACUCUUUCUGCUGCCUAGAAUAAGUAGACAAAAAAUUGUAGAUUAUUAGUGCAAAUAACAAUUCUGUAUAAUCAUGUAGGCUUUAAAAGAGAUAUUAUAAAAGGAUUAAAUGGGAUUUUUUUCAUCAUUUUUUGUUACCAAUACCACUUUUGUUCUCCCAUCAAAGAGUUCAUUCUGUGCUUUUGCUUCUAUGUCAUGCUUGUAGCUUUCAGCGCUCAAAUCAAAGCUAUGCUGUUGGUCACAUUGCUGCUACUACUACAACCUUUAGUCAUAACACACACAUACAUCUCCAUCAGAUUGCCAACUCAUUUCUAUUUCUCUGUCCAAAAAUAGUUUAUUUUUUUUGCUUAUUUUCCCCCAAACUUUUUUUUGGCCCAAUAUGUUUUAGUAUCAAUCUAAAAUCUAUGUACAUUUCGGAGAAAUGUCCCACUCCAUACUAAAGAUUACUAAAUAACCUUGUGCUUCUUUAUAGUUUUAUGAAAGCAUUUAUUGUCAUAUCACCUGGUCCAUUAUGUAUUCAGGGAUUAAUAAAGAACAAAACUUUUGCCCAAUGGGAAUAUCAGACUGCUUAACUGAAUAACUACCUCAUCUCUGUCCUAUGCCUAUACACUUUGAAAUAUAAAGACCUAACUGAUAGUCACACGGACCAAUUCAUACUGGACCUGUCUAUUGGAAUGGUCCAUUAGAUCUAGAUCCAUUUAGUGUUGAUUGGUCUCUGAAAGCAACUACAUAUAUAUAUAUAUAUAUAUAUACAGGCCAGCCUUUCUAAUUUUUCAGAACAAGAUCAUAUCAUCUUGACGCUCAGAAAAGAUACCUAGCGUAUAACAACAAAAACAAUCAUAAAAUGGGUCGCUGAUUAAUGUAAAAAAAAAUGAAGAUAUUUCCCUUCAUGGUAUUUUAAGUUGGUUUUGGUGAUCUGGGUAUCUUUUGCACAGAAAAUAAUGGAGCUAUAUACUGACAAAUUGUGGUAAAGAUUUGGUAAAGAUUAUAUUGGACUCAUUUAUGUCUGACAAUUAUUAUGUUUCCCUGUAGUGAAUUCCACCAUUUUGAUCACAUUCAGGCCUCGUUCUGUAAGCAGUGUUAUUUCCCUUAAUGAAGGCUUUCAAAUAUCAUUACAGGAUUAGCUAAUAUCAGAGAUGUUCAUGAAAAUUGUCCCCUCAUUUCAUGCAUAUAAAAGUAAUUUCAUUCCCCUCCCCCGCCCAAAAAAAAGAGAGAAGAUAUUGUUAUUUUGGAACUUCAAAGUUUAGGUACUUUAUGCAUUUCUUUAGAUGAGAUCUUCAUUUGACGAUGAAUUUACCAAAGCUAAUAAUUAGCUUGAAGAUGAGGUGAUUUCCAAUGAGUUUAAUUCAAGCCCACCCACCCUCUUGAAAUAUUUAGUUCUAGCUCAUAAUAAUCCUUUUUGUGUUUUGAUCUGUCAUUUAUUUUAACUGCAGCAAGAGAAUAAACACAUCAGAGUUGUGCUCAUUUUAGCUAUUUUAAGAGUUCACAUUUCCCCUAUACGCAUUAGUUUUCAAGUAGUGGAAUCCUUUUUUUGACAAGGUAUAUGAUCAUUAAUGAUCAAGGAAUAUCACACCCAAUCUCUUGUAUAGGGAAUUGUACGCUGUUUUACCUGAUGAAUUAGCUGGCAUCAUUUAGUCAAUUGCAAUUAGUGAAUUUAACUCAGGGAAAUAUCAUCAUAUCUUCUGAAAUAGAACCUAGAGAUACCCAAAUUAAAAAAAAGAUCCUCUCUUAUCUCUACUUAGUAUAUAUGAUUUUAAAAAAGAGCAAUUUAAUGUUGACAGCACUCAAGUUUCUCUAACAUGGUAUCCAAUUUAAACAUUUUUAUUUAUUUGUGGGGGUUUUUUUGGGGGGUUGGGGCAUUUUUUUUUAUAGGUACCUGGAUGUUUUGUGAAAGUGUGAUAACACUAUACAAUCAGGAAUUCAUUAUAGUUCCAUACUGAUUAUAUAACCACUAUCACUCAUGUAGUACUAAUGUUCAUAUAUGUCCAAACCAUGAAAAAAUACAGGUGUAUUAAUGUAUUUGUAAGUUUAAUUUUUUGGUUUUUAUUUCUUAUUUUGUUUUCCUGGUGUUGAAUGUGCUGUGUACAUAAGAAUGCUACCUCAUAUCUGGCUUUACUUAGAUAUUAAAGACAAAUAAUUAACCCUUCUGUUUUAUAGUCACUUUGAAUUUAUGAUCACAAUCCUUUAAAGACUAAUGCUUCAAUGAAGAAGAAAAAGUAAGUAAAUCACUUCAAAGCAAACAAAAAUGAUUUUCAUUUGACAAGUGUUGAAAUGUAUUAAAAACUUAAUAAAUAAAUAAAUAAAGGAAUUAAGGCAAUACAAAUAUUAUGUUGGCGGCAUUGUGCAGUUUUUCGAACACAUCUUCUAAAGUUCCACAUUAUCAUUUCAUUUAUGAAAGAGGUUAUUAGCACUUUUACCUCAAUUGUAAAUUUGCAAUGACUGAAAAAUGAAGAAAGUUUGGAAAUGGAAAGUGCAUUAUAUGUCUAAAUUACCUCACUGUUUGUAUCACAUCUCUAUUAAGCCAUAUGUAUGGAACAGUUAUAAAAUGAUUUCAUAUAUUUUGGAGGAAACAUAACUUACGAGUAUGUUGCACAAAGUAGAUAUGAAAUUUCCAUAAGAACCAUCAUCAAAUCAUUGGUUUUUCCUUUUUUUUAAUGAAGACAAAGUGAUAUUUUUUCAAGUUUCUGUACUACAUUAUUUAUCAAGAUUUGAAAACAGGUGGUCGGUUUAAUUGUACACAUAGUUUACUCUUCAUUCUGUGUUUAGAAAUGUUAAAUAUUUUCACCUCACUUAAAUGAAUCACAUCAAACUAAUAUAUUCUCUUGUGAUUUGUCAAUUUUAUGAGAUUAUGAUAUUGCUAUGUUAUUGGUAAAUGAGAUUUUAAUGAAUGAGGGUACUUGUUGUAGCCUAUGUAAAUAUUUGAUAUUUGUUGAAAAUCUACCUCACUAACUAUUUGAAAUAUGAGAGAUUCUGGUUGACCAUUAUUAGGCCUGUAUCUCUCGGCCACCGUAGUGUAAAUUGAGUGCAUUUUAUUUUGUUUAUCCUUUAAAACUUAGAGGUAUGAGAUUGUAUGAAAAGGAAGAAUAGUAGGUGUAUUGUGGACUUCUGCAGGGAAUAUAAGUUUGUUUGUUUUUUGUCAACAUGCAUUUUUUUUCUAGUUGCUGUUCUUCUCUUUUUUCUAGACUCAUUCUGGUCAUGGCAUUGUGGGGUAUUUCAGGAAAGAUGAUUGUUUUUUUUCUCCAUUGUAAUUGUGACAUUAUCUCUCACCAAACAGUGUCAUGGUUGGAUGGAUGUGUACAUGUGUAUUAUAGAACUGUUUGCUCUCGCUUCAAGCACAAUGUAUGUUUUAGUGAAAUGAAGUCAUAAGAUUGUAUAGUAUUAUAUUAGCAUUAGUAAUUGAUGUAUAACCUAUCUGGUAUGUUUAGAAUGUGAGCCCUAUGGUAUAUAACAGAUCUCAAAGUACAUCUAAAAACAUAAUAAUGUUUGUACUUCUGUUGGAAGUGUAUGAAAAGAAGAACAGAUUCAAAUCAAGAUCACAUUUUUUUAAUGGAUUAUACCUAAGGGUUUUGUUUUAAAUGCUGCAAAAUCUAUUGAAAUAAAAUGUUAACGCAAGAAAGUGUACAUGUUGUCUUUUUCGCAUAUUAUAUAAUUUUUUUUGAAGGAAAAGCUCAAGUAAGUAAUGAAUAACUACUUGUUAAAUAGUUAAUAAGAUGGAUUGCAUACUGCUCAAUAUUGAUCAACAAGCCUUGUAUAUUUUCACAGCCAUAUUCAAUGUUAUAACCAUGGCCAGUAUAAACUUGCUUUCAAGUUUUCCAUCUCAUGAUGAUUAAUUGUUCAUAUAACCCAUUGUGUAGGUAAAGCCAGUCACAGAUUGGAUUUCAAACAAAUUGUUUUCAGUAUAUAGACCAUUCAGCCAUUUUAAAAUAUUAAUAAUUGGGCAUUACCUCCCAUAUCAUGCAUAAAGGGAUUAUUGAUUUGUAGUGAUGAUGGUUGGAAUGGUUGACAAACUUUCUCAAGGGAAAGCAGAAAAAAUAUGUAGUUUCAACGAGGAUGGUGUUUUUGUGAUUUCAGUACUACCACAAUGACUGAGUAAUUGCAAUAAUAUUCUUAAGAAUUUAAGGGGGAUGAGCUGUUAAAAAUAACCAGUUAACAAUUGAUCAAGUUUGUGGGAUUAGUGGAUCCGAAGCUGAGAGACACUAAAAAAAAAGAAGCCACAACUAAACAUACUGAGACUUUUAAUAAAACUAAUCCAAGUACUCCCCCAAUGACAAAUGAAUACAGAGUAACAAAAAAUUGACAAGAAUAGCACCAUAUAUUUCAUUGAUUUCAGGUGUAAAAAUGAGAAGGUUGUGACAUUUGGAAGUUUAGAGACUUAAAGCUAUCAUACCUUUCUUGAUGCUUGUUUGAUUUUGUAUUUUCACUCAAAUAAACUUCUUGUUGAGAUGGACUUGACCCUAAUUGUCAAUCUCAGUAGUUAGGGUAUACUUACAACUAGGGCCAGAGUGUUUCAUAGCUGAUCUUAAAAUGCUUAACGAAGAGGAAAUACUAACAUUUAAAGAACCCUAAGAUAAUGUUUUGAAUAAAGCAUUCAUUUGGUUUGGUUUUUUUCUGAAAUAUUUUUACUUCUUGAAUUGUCUAGAGGGAAAACAUGCAUUUUAGAAAGCUAUUCUACUUGUAAAAACAGUCCAAAAAAGACAUCCUUCAAAAAUUAUAUAUUAAAAAAUAUUUAUGAUACUCAAGGAAUCCUCAAAGAUUUGCCAUGUGGGCCGUUUUGGAAAAAAACUAUCAUCUGUGUAGCUUCAGGAAUUUGGUACUUGUUAUAAAUAUUGGAAGAAAUCACUGAAUGGCAGGUUUAAUUAUGUUGGGAAUGGGCUAUUUAAUGAUCCAUUUUAGGAAGUUAGAUUAUUGUAGAACGAGUAGAUAGAGCGGUGUGUAUAGAGUGAACUAGUAUUUACUAUUAACCAGUGAUUGUGUAUUGAGAGAAAAUCAUUUGUAAAGUGCAUGAUAAGAUAAAAAAAAACACUAUUUUGUGAGGGGCAGGUGUCGAGGGACCCUAAGGGGAGCCCCCUCUCUCUCUGAUAAUCCCUUCCUAAUUGUAUCUCAGGGACUAAAUGCUAUAUGUUUAAGAUUAAUACCUGAGCCUUUUUUUGUAUUAUGCAUGCUUUUGUUUCCCAUGUUGUAAUGUGUGAUGACAAAAGUUAUAUGAUGUUUCACUGGAGAGAGUUAUUUCAGGGAUAUCAUAAUUCAGGCUUUAUAUAGGUAUAUAGAUAUAUAUAUGUGUAUGUGUUAUAUAUAUAUGUGUGUACCUAUGUUAAGGAUCCUGACUUUUUUUUUCUUUUUCUCGCAACUAUAUUUGUACAUUUGUUGAAUAUAUUCAAUUUUAUACUGUGUAACAUGCUUGCUAUUUUCUUUCUACUUUUACAUUUUUUUUCUGAGCUUCUUGCAGUUUUAGUGCUAUUAGGAUACCCUGUCAAUAAACAGACUUGGAGAAAGUUCUUUAGCAUGUAUCAGUAGUGUAAUGUAACAGACAAAAUGGAAGACUUUGACUCUAUUUAAAUGUGUGAUUUGGAGCACGAUACUGCUGUGUAUAGUUUUAGCACACUAAUGAAAUAAUUGUACUGUUACGUGUAUUUUACCAAGUUUGGGCAUUGUUUUACUGUCCACAUCAGUCAAUGUUAGCUCACAAUACACACAUAGAGGCAAUGGAAUCUGUUGUAUCUAUACCCCAAAAUGUAUUUAUUUUCUUUCAAAUUGGACUUGAUCCUUUUUUGUUCCAGAGAUGGGGUAUUAACUCACAUGUAUACGUGUAUUUCUCAGGGAGUUCUCAUCAACUCAAAAAUUGAAAGAACCUUAUUUGUACCUUCUACAGGAGACGAAGUUGCUGGUAUGUUUUUACUGAAAAUAAUAGCAUUGCCAAACUUGUUGCAUUAAUCAGAUUCCAUUGCCCUUUUGGUUUUUUGAUCAUUUUUGUCCUUCCCUACGUACCUGCGAUGAAGGGCAUGGUUUUGUGGGUAUGAUAAUUUCACAUCUGGGGCAGGUUUCAUAAAACUUGUUGUAAUAGCAAAUUUGCAAUAACGAUUUCAAGCUACUGAAAUCCUUCGAUCUGAUUGGUUGAUAGUAGAUUUGUUAUCAUAGCAAGUCUUCAUGAAAUGAUACCCCGGGCUCCGUAACACAAAGAUUAGCGAUCAAUCGCUAAAUGAACUGACCAAUCAAUAUCAAUUUUACACGCGCAUUCGGUUUAAAAUGCUGACCAGGGACCAAUCAGUGCGCUUCUUUCAUAUUUGCAAUCCAUCGCAAACCUUUGUGUUACGGAGCCCAGAUUGUGAAGAAUUUGUUCUGAUGUAUUUCAUAAUGCAGGUGGAGUUGUGAUGACACACUCCAUAACUUGUGAUGAGUAAAGAAACCAAACAAGAACAACAAGGAGACAAAACCCUGCACCAAUGUUACGUGGAGAUGAAUGGGAAUUUUCCAGGAAACUUACAUUAAUGUCAUUUAUUAAUGUUUGAAUUUCGAUUUCACUCCAGAAAGGUUGCCAUGCCUUAAACAAACACCUUUAUGCAGGAUGACGGGGAAAGAAAAUGAUAAUUUGUCUUGUGUAUUUCAUGAUAAAAAAAAAUCACACAUUAUUAUGAUGUAUUUGUUGUGCUUCUGUUUUAUUUCCUCUUUAAAUCGUCUCUCUCAGAUCUAUAGUUCUCUCCAUUAUAAGGGGAAAUUAAGAAAAGAUAUUGUUAUAUUCAGUAUUGGUGAAGGAAAUUGUGUUUUAUAUUUCAAUACUGAAUUCAAUUCUGAUUGUACAUUUAUUUCUGUUAUUUUCCAUUUCUCAAUGAUAUUGCGAAUCAUGCUUGUGUCUGUUUAUGUUUUGUCUAUUCAUUCAUUGUACUAAGAGGUGUUUGGUAUGUCGAUGCACACCCACAGGAGAUGUAUCAUAUAUAUUUAUACAGUGCAAGUGCCGAUACCUUCUAUGUACAGUCCAGAAACACAUUAAAUUUAAUUAAAGAUACUCUGUAAAA